This is a messenger RNA of Cokeromyces recurvatus, 1658 nucleotides long. Its product is annotated as major facilitator superfamily domain-containing protein. The coding region runs from base 81 to 1532 and encodes 483 amino acids. The record is from RefSeq and is a predicted model, not a curated record. Lineage: Eukaryota; Fungi; Mucoromycota; Mucoromycetes; Mucorales; Mucoraceae. Gene Ontology annotation, biological process: transmembrane transport. The transcript is spliced from 2 exons. Gene Ontology annotation, molecular function: transmembrane transporter activity.
UUCUUUUUCAAUAUUUUUUUUUCUUCUAUGUAUGCCUUUCAAUAAUACUGCUAUUAUUUAUCUAUUUAUUUUAGGAGAAAAUGGAAUCAAAACCAGCUUACAAUUUGGAUGAAAAAAUAGAAAUAAAUAGAGCAAAUGGAUCAAUUAUUCUUGAUACUUAUUCUUCUUCUAUACAUCAAUGCGAGGAAAAACCUCGAAAAUUCUUAUGGUGGAUACCUUUACAGAAUCAUGUCCAUCCAUUACAGUUUUUUGCUUUUAUUUUUGCAGUCUUUACAUCUCUUGCAUUAAUUGUGUAUAUUGCUGGUACUCAAAGUCAAAUCAUUAUGGGUGUUUUAUCUAUCUAUUCAAAUCCAGGUGAUAUUACAGGUUCUCUUUCUUUGUAUUCUGAAAUUAUCUCUGUCUUUGCUGUCGUUAUUUGGUCAAUGGCUGCAGAUCAAGUUGGUAGACGAGGUGUUAUGUCUGCUUCUAUUUUUAUUAUGGGGACUGCUAUUAUAAGUUAUCCUCAUGUAAAAAAUGUUUAUCCUGAUAUGUUGUUGAUAAGAUUGCUCUUCAGUAUUGGAUCAUCUGGUGCCACAGCUAUGAUGGUUGCAAUGAUGCUAGAAAUCGCACAUGGCAAAGGUGGUUUAGUGUCUGGAUGUAUUGGUAUUGCUUCAGGUCUUGGUGCAACAUUUGCUUCUCUUUGUCUAUUUCUUGUCCCUGCUUAUCUUACUAUAAGAUAUAAAGGUCAAAAUAGGGGUUUAAUCUAUGCCCAUAGUGCUAUAGGUGGUACAGCAAUGGCCCUUAGUAUAAUCCUUUUCUUUUGUAUGCCUAAAGAUGCUCGCAAACGACCUUCUGUAAAUCAUAUAAAAGGAUUUUUUACCAAAUUAUAUCGUGGUAUCAAAGCUGCUAAGGAUUCACGUAUUGCUUUAGGUUAUGCAUCUAGUUUCUUUGCUCGUGCUGAUGAAAUUAUCAUCACAAACUUCAUAGGCCUUUGGAUAACACAGUAUUACAUUGAAAAGGGAAGUUGCGAGGUUGGUAAAACUUGUCUUUAUUCAUUAGCUUCAUCGGCUAGUCUGUCAGGCUAUGCUCAGUUAAUCGCAUUAGCUUCUACCGUAUUUUUUACACUGGCUUCUGAAUACCUUCCAAAGGAAUGGGCUGUUUUAAUUGCUGGUGUUAUUGGUGCUUGUGGCAAUUUUCCAUUCUCAUUUUCCAUAGAUCCUACUACUAAACUAUCCCUUGUCUUUGUUAUCUUGAUUGCUAUUGGUCAAUAUGGUAUGAUCAUUUCUGGAAUGGCCAUGGUGGCUGGUGACUAUUGUGAUCCAAAUGAUCAUGCCGCUGUUUCUGCUACAUAUUCUUUUAUUGGUGCUAUUGGCAUUAUUAUUCUAUCGAAACUUGGAGGACUCCUUUUUGAUAAAUGGAUGAAAGGUGCUCCCUUUUUGCUUUUAGGUGUUGGCCACUGCAUUAUAAGUCUGAUGUCUCUAUUUGUCUAUAUCCAUCAUGCUAUUAUUAAAUUUAGAGAGAAAAGAAAAAAUAUGAAUGAAUGCAUGUCUUAAAUUGUGUAUUUUAAACAAAAUCUAUCUUAUACCCAAUAUAGAUUAUGUCACCUAAUUGUUACAUUAUUUACUUUCUCUUUUAAUUCUAGUUAUCAUACACUAAUAUAAACAUCUAAUACUUACUUU